Messenger RNA from Chelonoidis abingdonii (Abingdon island giant tortoise), 399 nucleotides. NCBI's taxonomy places the organism in Eukaryota, Metazoa, Chordata, Testudines, Testudinidae. The record is from RefSeq and is a predicted model, not a curated record.
UGGGGCUUGGGGCCAAGUCUCUUCUCCACAAGGCCUCUCGCAGGACGGAGCCUCUCUGCCCUGUCUCCCGCUGACCAGUGCUCCGGCUCUUUCUCCCAUCAGGGCCGCGACUUCCCCUUCGAUGACUGCAGCCGGGCCUUCACCUGCCUCCCCGUGGAGGACCCCGAUGCCCCAGCCGAAGCGCUGACUUGCAACCUGGACAGCCUGCUGGGGACCAUGACGCACCAGCUGUGCAGGGGCUCCCCGCCGGGAGUGUGGGUCUGCAGCACCGACAUGCUCCUCACUGUUCCCUUGGCAGCAGAGAUCUGCUGGGAAGGGUUCCAAGGUGCCAAAGUGAUCUCCGUGCCGGGGAGCAUCUCGUACGCCAGAAACCACGGCGUCUACCUCGCCGACCAGCAG